Molecule: messenger RNA, 990 nt
Organism: Xenia sp. Carnegie-2017
Lineage: Eukaryota; Metazoa; Cnidaria; Anthozoa; Malacalcyonacea; Xeniidae
Product: succinate dehydrogenase assembly factor 2, mitochondrial-like
Exons: 3
Coding region: 7-483 (158 amino acids)
Biological process (GO): mitochondrial respiratory chain complex II assembly; mitochondrial electron transport, succinate to ubiquinone; protein-FAD linkage
Cellular component (GO): mitochondrion
Source: RefSeq, a predicted model, not a curated record
UUCAAUAUGGCAGCAAUAUCGAGUUCUUUCAACAAUGUUAAGAGGUUAACUGGCUUGUCAUUAUUUCGCGUAAAAGUUGCUAAAUCCCUAUCUCGUUCAACAGUCUUUAACUAUUCUGAUAAUGGUUUCGAUAGACCUGACGCUGGUCCACCUAUACCAACUUAUAAAAAGAAACGAGGUGAGACAAAUGAUGUCAAGAAAGCACGACUGCUCUAUCAAAGCAGGAAAAGAGGAAUGUUAGAAAAUGGACUCUUGUUAAGUACGUUUGCUGACAAAUUUCUGAAGUCUAUGAGUGACGAUCUCUUGGAUGAAUAUGAUACACUAAUAAACGAACCAUCUAAUGACUGGGAUAUCUAUUAUUGGAUGACAGAAGUGAAAGAGACUCCUGAAAAGUACAACAAUAAAGUCAUGACGAUGUUAAAAAAACACGCACAAAACGAGAAUAUGGAAAUGAGAAUUCGGCAGCCAGAUUUGAAAUUUUAGUUUCGCCUGAACAGGAUUGUACACUAUCCACGAUAUAGAUAAUUGUUUGGUAUCAAGUUUACGAAGGAAACUCUCUGUGUCAUCACCUGUUAAAGAUUAAUAUAAUAUAGAUGGAAAGUAACAAUGUGACGUAUAACUUACUGAGCGUUCCGAGAAUUGAAAUAUUCAUGAUUAUUAGGUAAUGAACAGUUGAUAAUUCCAGUAUCGUUAUGUACUAGAGUGUCUAUUCGUUGACGAAAUUUACUAACAUUAAUGCACGUUAAAACAAAAAUUUUUGAUUUGGCCAUUCUUGUAAAAAAGGACAUUAAUUUAGGAUGGAGAACGUCGCUUGGUACGUUAUGUAAGAUGAAUAAAAAUUACAACAUGUGAAACUUGUACCUUCGAGGACACUGCAUAUCAUUCAUAGAUACAGGAGAUCAUAAUGGACAACAAUUCACGCUUCUGUGAAGCAUUUGAUUGUAAAUGAAAAAUAGCCAACACCAAAUAUAAUUCAACUUUUGAUCGAGA